AUGGGGUCUUGGCCGGGUCGGAUGAAGGAUCCAUAUCCAACCUACAAAGGGAGGAGGAAAGGGGACAUUCGGCCCUCUAGCACUGUGGAGCUGGAUCUUCAUGCCGAUCCACUGGGUCCAGGUCCAGGCACCACGUCGUUCUUAAGCUUUCCCCACAGGAGGUUAUCUCAACCUGGUACCUUGGGAGGUCACGAUGAUCAUGCAGAGCGCAACAGUAUUGUGAGCAGACUCUUGCACGGACCGGCCGGUUCUCAUAGCGAUUCCUUUAGGGACACGGAUGCUGAUGUUUUGCCCUCUCCAACGAACCCAACAGAGCAUUCAGACAAUCUACAGGAGGACCGGGGACAGGGUUGGAAGUCGCAAGCUUCCCACCAGCCUAGCGAAACUCGUGACCAUGUUCCGUCACUUGGACCCAGUUCCGCAAGUGGGCGGCUGAUCGAACAAUUAGAGGCUGUCUCCGCUAGAAGGCUUCGGGCGCGAGAAAUGCGCGUUGCUCUACGCUACAAGCGAGAAGAUGAAGGAAAGCAUAGAGCCGCGUUGAUGAAGAGACUCAACUCGCUUCUCGCACAAGAUCACCAGCUCGCUAACCUGAUUGAAGGGCUUGAGUCGGCCACGGAAUCAUACUUGGACCUGGAGCAAACGUAUCAUCGGACGGAAGACGAGCUGGAUCAAGAGGAGUAUGUGCUCAUCCAAUCUAUGCAGCGGUUCGCGAAAUCAUUGCGUGAGUCGCCACCAGGACUAUCGAAGGUAACCCUUCAGGCUGAAAGCAGCGCCUCCGAUGAUGGCGCACUCUCGUUCCAUGAUGAACCUCAGGAAUACCCACCUGCCGUGUUUGAUUACCUCUCGCGAGUGGGAGACGCGCGGAUACUACAAGAGCGCUUGGCGGAGCUUGAUUCACAGUGGUACACCAUUGUUGACAAACAAAGGCUACGAAGCUCGCUCAAUAUCUCUUUGGAUGAGGAGUCUCUCCAAUUCCUGCGGUCAUACGACGGGUCAAGGACGCAAAUUCGGAAGGAACUCCACGAGACAAUGCUGGACAUUGUCCGUCUCCGGGCUAUCUGCGACGAACGAGGGCUCCGGACCGAAGAAUACACCGGAGACAUGGAUUUUCUAUAUGGAAUGGGCCUUGAAGAAGUGGCAUCCCAACCCGAAGAUCCUCUGAAGACUUCAGCGAUUGACGACUCUUCCCCCUUCUACGAGCCAGGGUCUGCUAAAGUCAGCAGUGCCAUGUUUAUAAAUAAGUGGCUCCUGCAUCAACUCCGACACUCAUCGGUAGAAAUCUCACGUCUCAAAGCCGCCCCAGAACUCCAGCAGUUGUCGGACGAAGGGUGGGAUGAUGCAAAUAUCAGUCGCUUGGCCCUGACGGUGUGGUUCUCAGACGAUACAGUUCGGAACUCCCCGCGGACUUUGUCCCAAACCGAUGAUUAUGAUUACACGGGCGCUACCGAGAGAAGCAAGGCCACUAGACCUCGGCUACAGAAAGGCAAGUCUGAGCCUGGCAUUACUCCAAAAAAGGGAGUCUCCUGCGCCUCACCUCUGCGCACUUUAUCGCUCUAA
Aspergillus lentulus is the source of this 1557-nucleotide messenger RNA. RefSeq lists its product as uncharacterized. NCBI's taxonomy places the organism in Eukaryota, Fungi, Ascomycota, Eurotiomycetes, Eurotiales, Aspergillaceae. The record is from RefSeq and is a predicted model, not a curated record.